Trypanosoma cruzi is the source of this 1293-nucleotide messenger RNA. Its product is annotated as dihydrouridine synthase, putative. The record is from RefSeq and is a predicted model, not a curated record. Gene Ontology annotation, cellular component: cytoplasm. Gene Ontology annotation, molecular function: flavin adenine dinucleotide binding; tRNA dihydrouridine synthase activity. Gene Ontology annotation, biological process: tRNA dihydrouridine synthesis. NCBI's taxonomy places the organism in Eukaryota, Euglenozoa, Kinetoplastea, Trypanosomatida, Trypanosomatidae. The transcript has a single exon. The coding region runs from base 1 to 1293 and encodes 430 amino acids.
AUGUCACUUUACCAGAGGAAGACAAUAUUGGCCCCGAUGGUGCGUGUUGGGAACGUGGGGUUUCGCGUUUUCUGCGCGGCGCAGGGGGCGGAUGUUGUGUUUACGGAGGAGAUUGUGGCAGCCAAGCUGGCACGUUGCCAUCGCGAGGUUCGUGUGCACAAUGACGCCGCGGGUCCCAUGAUUGAAUUUGUGGCUUACGAGCUCUUUAAGAACCAGUACAAGCGAAGCGUUGUGUUCACCACACCGGCACGUGACAUGGCGAAUCAAAGCGGCGAGGGUGCACCAGUAGUGUUACAGCUCGGCGUGUCAGACGCGGCCGUGGGGGUUGCGGCGGCGUUGUUGUGCUGUGAGGAUGUGGAUGGCAUAGAUGUCAAUAUGGGAUGCCCCAAAAAGUUUAGUGUUGAUAAUGGAAUGGGAGCCGCACUAAUGCGGGACACAUCCAAGGCGGCGUCUAUCCUUUUUGCCCUGGACGAUGCCUUAAACGCUCCUGAUAAGUUGGCGGCACGUGGUCGCCGGGUGCCACUGAGUUUUAAAAUUCGACUUCUGGAAACAGCGGAGGCAACGGCAGACAUGCUGAUCUCCAUUAUGGAGAAGGUGGGCGCCAAUCGCGUCCAUGCCAUUACUCUGCACGCCCGUACGGUGAAUCAGGUAGCAGAAGAUUCACCGCAUUAUGAUCGCGCGGCGGAAGCUGUGAGACGACUUCGCAGUCAUCCAUUAUUCAAAGAAAUGUGUUUUGUUCUUAACGGGUCUGUGAGGUCUCGCGAUGACGGUGCAGUUAAAAUGGCACAAUUUGGGUUUGAUGCGAUUAUGAUUGCACGCCACGCGAUGUGGGAUAUGUCUGUGUUUUCUCGACACGUUUCUUCUGCGGGGGGACGCAGCAGUUUGACUAGUGAAGAUGCUGAGGCGCCGUUGGCGUCUACUUCAUGGAUGGAUCUGUACAGGUCGUUGCUGCGGACCCACGCGAAGUACUGCACACCCUUUACGUACGUCAAGUAUCAUCUUACCCGCUCCAUUCCGUGCAUCCCUGCGUUGAGGCACUUGAUGACUGCUGUCCAGCAAGAAGCCACCUGUUAUGAAGAUUUGGCGAAGAUCUUUUCGUUACCUUUGGAGGAACAGGAGUCAAUGCGUGGUGUUGCGGCUGUGGAGAUGGUUGCGUGUGUUCCCAAUAGGGAAGUUACAUUGGGUGUAGUGUCUUCCAACGCCAUCAAACACAAUGAUGCGGCAAGAAGCGGGCGAGUCCGAAGCGAAAAAAGCGCUGCAACUCCAGCUGCCAAGAAACCGAGGGGGGAAUGA